Bombina bombina (fire-bellied toad) is the source of this 1776-nucleotide messenger RNA. It is a transcript of the gene OTOP1, whose product is annotated as otopetrin 1. Gene Ontology annotation, biological process: inner ear morphogenesis; proton transmembrane transport. The transcript has 6 exons. Lineage: Eukaryota; Metazoa; Chordata; Amphibia; Anura; Bombinatoridae. Gene Ontology annotation, cellular component: membrane. The record is from RefSeq and is a predicted model, not a curated record. The coding region runs from base 1 to 1776 and encodes 591 amino acids. Gene Ontology annotation, molecular function: proton channel activity.
AUGUCAGAAGAAAAUACUGUAGAUGCUCUGUCUAAUACUAAUAACCAGCAGCAGAAGCUAGAAGAAAAGAAAUGCCAACUGAAUUUAAUUCAAAACUAUCCCCAGAAAAACGCAGAGGUCCUGAGCAGUCAAUAUGGCUUCAAUAUCUUCCUGGCUGGGCUGCUGCUGAUGUUUGCCUGGGCUAUACAUGCUGUGGGGAUAACGGACAGAGAUCUGCUCUCCUACCUAAUUACCCUUAUGCUGAUUCAGCUGAUUUGGAUGCUUUGGUACAUUUUUAGAAGUUAUUCACCAAGAAGGUCAAUCAAAGAGAAAGAUACUGAUGCUGGUGCAAGAUGGUUAAGAUGUGGUAUCACUUUAUUUGCUGUGAUCACUCUUAUUUUGGAUUCCUUUAAAAUCGGAUAUUAUAUUGGCUAUUCCGAGUGUUUGUCAAUAACUGAAGGGAUAUUUCCUGUCACACAUGCUGUGCAUACACUACUGCAGGUUUACUUUUUAUGGUUUCAUGCAAAGGAUAUCAUCCAGUCCUUUAAAACACUUGAAAGGUUUGGCUUGAUCCAUGCUGUGUUUACAAACCUCCUUCUCUGGGCCAAUGGAAUACUGACCGAGUCAAAGCACCAGCUAAAUGAGCACAAGGAAAGGCUGAUCACACUUGGCUUUUCUAAUAUAACAAUGGAUCUUCACACACCUGAAUGCAAUUGCACAUCAAGCGUCUGCUCGAUAUUCUCCCAGGGAAUAUACUAUCUGUAUCCAUUUACUAUCGAAUACCAUAUAUUAGCAUCGACCAUGCUAUAUGUGCUAUGGAAGAAUAUUGGGCGGACAGUGAAACAUCACCAACAACAAAAAAUUCAUUUUAAAUUCCAUGGUAUUACGGUUGGCACAAUAUUUGGGCUUAUUAUUCUAACCACUACCAUUGCUGUCUUAGUUGUAUACCUCAUACAGAUUGGACGUUCCAAAAGGAAAAGUGAGCUGGCACUUACAAUGUUUUAUUUAUAUGCAAUUACAGUACUUUCUCUUAUGUGCACUGCAGGGAUAAUUGGUCUCAUAAUCUAUAGGAUGGAAAAUAAAUCAAUGGAUGAAACCGAGAGCCCUGCAAAGAAACUGGACUCUGAUCUUCUAGUUGGGUCUGCAUGUGGCUCGUGGCUUAUAUCAUGGGGGUCUAUUUUAGCAAUAAUAUGUGCAAAGACUCACCCUGUCUAUGCAUGGCAUAACUUGCCAUAUUCUAUUUUGGUCAUAAUUGAAAAAUAUAUCCAGAACCUUUUUAUUAUUGAAUGUAUACACCGAAAAGAAGAUGACGAAAUGGAUAAUAAAACUAUUGAAAGGAUAUUUGCUUUGUCCAGCAGAAGUACCCUUUCACUUACAUCUUCAUACGAAGUCUAUAAUGAAGCUGUGACUAUUAGCAACAAAGAGUUUCCUUAUAUCUCAAACUCAAACAUCUCAAACAUUUCCCUUGUUGAAAAUAACAGUGAAGAAAAGAAAAAACAAGAAAACAAUAAUUCUAUUCAAUUAUCCCCGUCAGCAAUUUCAAUUCAUUCUAGACCUGCAAAACUCAACACAAAGAGAAGGAUCCUCAAAAACAUUGCUGCAUUUCUGUUCCUAUGCAAUAUAUCGCUAUGGAUUCUACCAGCAUUUGGCUGUCGUCCACAGUAUGACAAUGGAUUGGAAGAAGUUGUUUUUGGCUUUGAGCCAUGGAUUAUAGUAGUUAACCUUGCAAUGCCAUUUUCCAUCUUCUAUCGUAUGCAUUCGGCAUCUUCAUUAUUUGAAGUUUAUUGUAAAACAUAG